Belonocnema kinseyi is the source of this 1151-nucleotide messenger RNA. RefSeq names its product protein MAK16 homolog (gene Rbm13). The coding region runs from base 107 to 1090 and encodes 327 amino acids. The record is from RefSeq and is a predicted model, not a curated record. Lineage: Eukaryota; Metazoa; Arthropoda; Insecta; Hymenoptera; Cynipidae. The transcript has 8 exons. Gene Ontology annotation, cellular component: preribosome, large subunit precursor; nucleolus. Gene Ontology annotation, biological process: maturation of 5.8S rRNA; maturation of LSU-rRNA.
UACCGAAAUCUACAAAACAUCGCACGUGUUGAGUGACAGAUUUAAUUUUCUGUAAACCAAGAUUCAAAGGAUUUCCUCAUUUUGAGGGAACAAAAAGUGACACAAUAUGCAGCACGACGAUGUUGUUUGGAGCAUUAUCAACAAAUCGUUUUGUUCCUUUAAAGUCAAUACAAAAUCGCAGAGAUUUUGUAGAAACGAAUAUAACCUCACUGGAUUGUGCAGUCGUGCUUCUUGUCCACUUGCCAAUAGUCAAUAUGCGACUGUCAGGGAAGAGGACGGGGUUAUCUAUCUUUAUAUGAGAACUGCCGAAAGAGUUCACUUUCCCAAAGAUAUGUGGGAAAAAGUAAAACUUUCAAGAAACUUUGAAAAGGCGAUUCACCAAAUCAACGAAAAUCUACUUUACUGGCCCGGAUUUAUAAAAUCAAAAUGCAAGCAGCGAUUCGUGAAAAUCACGCAGUAUCUCAUUCGCAUGAGAAAAUUGAGAUUAAGAAGGCAGAAGAAGAUUGUACCUCUUCAAAGGAAAAUCGAAAGAAGGGAAAACAGGAGAGAAGAAAAGGCUCUCAUCGCUGCAAAAUUAGACACUGCCAUCGAAAAGGAAUUGAUGAAGAGGCUCGAAAAAGGAGUGUACAAGGAUAUUUACAAUUUCUCUAAAAACGCUUUCGAAAAGGCAAUCGAAGCCGUGGAAGUUGAAGGAGAAAGUGAGGUUGAGAGUGAAUCCGAGACGGAAAGGGAAGUCAAUAAAGAGCUGGAAAUGGAAUUCGAAGCAGAUGAAAGAGAAUCUGUUCCAAAUAAGUACGUCGAGGCUGAGACUGACGACGAAGAGGAAGACGAAUACGAAUUUGAAGCCGAGGAGUGCUCCCUGGACGAAGAUAGUGAUUCUGGACUAAGAGAGAAUGCGCAGGUGCCUAGUGAUUUCGAAUCCGAAACGAGCGAUAUCGAGGACAUAAAGGCAUCGACUAGUACGAGAGUCAAAAAUCCCAAAUACACGAAAAAGGCCGAACCAUCCAAGAAAUCUAAAGCUCGCCCCAGAGUGGAAAUCGAAUAUGAAAUCGAGGAAGAACCACGAGAGAUGGAAAGAGUUCGAAAUUAAUCUGGUGAUUCUGAGCUUGUAAUUAUAGAAAAUAAAUUUGUUUUUAAGAAAAUGUUGGUUA